Callithrix jacchus (white-tufted-ear marmoset) is the source of this 1656-nucleotide messenger RNA. RefSeq names its product CD177 molecule (gene CD177). Gene Ontology annotation, cellular component: plasma membrane raft. NCBI's taxonomy places the organism in Eukaryota, Metazoa, Chordata, Mammalia, Primates, Cebidae. Gene Ontology annotation, biological process: cell-cell junction maintenance; leukocyte cell-cell adhesion; regulation of integrin-mediated signaling pathway. The record is from RefSeq and is a predicted model, not a curated record.
UUGUUUCCUGGUGAAAAAGCAACAAGACGGUGCCAGCCACAGACAGGUCAUGAGUCCGGUCUUCCUGCUGGUCCUCCUGGGGGUUACCUUCCCACUGCCAGGAGGGCAGGCGCUGGUCUGCCAGCUGGGAACAAUUCAUGGUGUGUGGAAUGUAUCCGUGCUGCCCCUGUCGUGGACCCCUAAGGAGACCACCUGCGCCGGCGGCUGGGGGUGCCAGGACACGCUGGUGUUCAUAGAGAGCGGACCCCACGUGAGCGUGGUGCUCUCCAAGGGCUGCACUCAGGCCGGUGACCAGGCGCCCCGCGUCACUGAGCACCGGAUGGGCCCCGGCCUCUCCGUGACCUCCUACACCCACGUGUGCCGCCAGGAUGACCGCUGCAACAACCUCAUCACCUCCGCCCCGCUCUGGGCCCCGCCGCCACCAGCAGACCCAGGGUCCCUGAGGUGCCCAGUCUGCUUGUCUCCGGAAGUCUGUCUGGAGAGCACAGAAGAGAUCUGCCCCAGAGGAAGCACAGACUGCUAUGAUGGACUCCUCAGGCUCACAGGAGGGGGCAUCUCCUCCAAUCUGAGAGUCCAGGGAUGCAUGAGCCAGCCAGGCUGCAACCUGCUCAAUGGGACCCGGGAAGUUGGGCCCGUGGGUAUGACUGAGACCUGCAGUCCCAUGAGGCAUCCAGAGCCACAGCACCAAAGCCGGAAGGGGAAAGAUUUUCUGACCUGCUAUCGAGGUGUCACCAUUGAGAAGCAUAAGAACUUGAGCCAAGAACCCACUGAAUGGACCACAACUAACACCGAGACUUGUGGGGCUGGGCAGGUGUGUCAGGAGACGCUGCUGCUGGUAGAUGUAGGACUCACAUCAACCCUGGUGGGGAGCAAAGGCUGCAGUGCUGUUGGGGCUAAGGAUUCCCAGACGACCUCUAUCCACUCACGCCCUCAUGGGGUGCUCGUGGCCUCCUAUUCCCACUUCUGCUCCUCCAGCCUGUGCAAUGGAGCCAGCAGCAGCAGCGUCCUGCUGAACUCUCUCCCUCCUCAAGCUGCCCCUGUCCCAGGAGACCGGCAGUGUCCUACCUGUAUACAGCCCUUGGGAACCUGCUCAUCUGACUCCCCCAAAAUGACCUGCCCCAGGGGUGCUGAUCAUUGUUACGAUGGGUACAUUCAUCUCUCAGGAGGUGGGGUGGUCACCACAGUGAGCAUUCAGGGCUGCGUGGCUCAACCUUCCGGCUCCUUGUUGAACCACACCAGGCAAAUCGGGAUCUUCUCUGCGCGUGAGAAGGGUGAUGAGCAGCCUCCUGUCCCUAAGCCCCAGGGAGGUGGGACCGGGGGCUUGGAGUCUCUCACAUGGGGGCUGGGGCUGGCGCUGGCCCUGGCGCUGUGGUGGGGGAUGCUUUGUCCUUCCUGCUAACUUCAUUUCCCCUAUGAUUGUUCACCCCUGCUGACCACCACACCCAAGCAUCCUUCUGACCUCAUACCCUCAUGGCCUUGGACACCAAAUUCUUUUCCCAGCCUGUCCAUGAAUUAUCUUCCCCCCACACAACCAUUCACGUCUGCUCACCUAAUAAAGACACUGGGGAGGACCCGGAGCAGCCGGACUUGCCCUAUGGGAGAGGGGACAUUGGAGGAGUGGCUGCAUGUAUCUGAUAAUAAAGAGCCUGUCCUUUC